CGCUCAUUCCAAUGUCCAUCGAUUCCUUCGCGGGUCGGUGUUGUGGACGAGGUAGAUCUUUUCCGUUCCGUUUUGUUUUUCGUUUAUGUGCCGAAGCAAAUAAUAGCUGCAAAACACAACUUGGACCAGCUGGGAACAACAGUUAAGAAACAACAUUAUUCUCUAGUGUCUCUGCGAAACUGUGGCCAAAGGUGUUGCAGUUGGAAGCACCUCCAUCUCUUGCAACGAAAUAUUAAUCGGGUCGGUGAACCUUGACCGCGAGACGAUACGAAGGCGACGGCUGGCUGCGAUAGUGAAUGUACCCGUGAAUAAGGAGUUCGAAGACAGUAAAAAAUAAAAAUGUCCUUAAAAUCGCUCCGCGGCGCACGAUUGCUGCUAGGACAGCCGGUUAGGACACUGUGUACGAGCAGCGUUGCCCAACGGGACGAAUCGUCAUGGCUCAGCAAGCUGCUGGUCCGGAAGAUCGAACCGACGAAGGAAUCCCACAGUCGGAUGCUGAGCGACAAGUUCGACAUCUACGAACUGCAUACGCACAAUGUACGCCCGGAUUCGGUCGGAAAGUAUCUGGAAAACUACAAAAACACGGUUCAAAUCGUACAAUCAAAGGGAAGCCUGUCGAUGGAACUUAUCGGCUCGUGGAACGUCGAAGUAGGCGAUCUAGAUCAAUGUCUCCAUCUGUGGCGCUACAGCGGAGGCUUCGAGAUGGUUGAUCAAGCGAAACGCGAGCUAAGCAGUGAUAAGAACUAUGUACAGUUGAUGCAAGAACGUGGUACCUUCCUGCGUUCCCGUCACUUGCAAUAUCUGCUGUCGUUCAGCUACUGGCCACAGCUGAAGCUGCGCGAGGGUAAAAACAUCUAUGAAAUUCGUUCCUACCGGCUGAAGCCGGGCACCAUGAUCGAGUGGGGCAACAACUGGGCCCGGGCCAUUAACUAUCGCCAAAACAACGAUGAAGCUUUCGCGGGAUACUUCUCGCAGAUCGGACGCCUUUACAAUGUGCAUCACAUUUGGUGCUACAAGGACCUACAGGGCCGCAAGGAGACACGUGAAUCGGCCUGGAGAUCGCCGGGAUGGGACGAAUGCGUCGCGUACACCGUUCCACUGAUCCGUGAAAUGCACUGCCGCAUACUGGCCCCGACGGAAUUCUCACCGACCCAGUAGUAGGCCCAUUUAUGCCUCGGCCAAGAGCAAUAUGAUUGUUGCCUUUCGUUUAAAAACUUCUUCAGCGAGUCAAACUAGCGGCAAUAGAUAUAUAUGUGUGUAUGAGUGGUGUCAAUUAUUCGGUUCUUUAGAGCACCGUUGGCGACAACCGCCAGUUCCGGUUCCGGGCAUUUUGGUUUUGCUUUUCAUUGUUUUGUGUCAGCAUGCAUUUUUAUUUCCCGUCGCAACGAAAUCCUUUUCCAUCCUCUCUUAGGUGUAGCUUCAUCGGAAAACGAAAUCACAUACCUCUCUAAAGAUACGUAGGAAAACUCGAUUAUAUAUUUUUGUUUUGCUAUCUGAUUGGUUUUGAUAAUGUAUUUUGUUUGUUUGUUAA
Messenger RNA from Anopheles coustani, 1531 nucleotides. It is a transcript of the gene Nipsnap, whose product is annotated as protein NipSnap. The transcript has 5 exons. The coding region runs from base 340 to 1158 and encodes 272 amino acids. Gene Ontology annotation, cellular component: mitochondrion. Lineage: Eukaryota; Metazoa; Arthropoda; Insecta; Diptera; Culicidae. The record is from RefSeq and is a predicted model, not a curated record.